AUGUAUCUAUCUAUCUAUCUAUCUAUCUAUCUAUCUAUCUAUCUAUCUAUCUAUCUAUCUAUCUAUCUAUCUAUCUCCGUGUAUGUACGUAUGUAUGUAUGUAUGUAUCUAUCUAUCUAUCUAUUUCCGUGUAUUUACAUGUACGUAUGUAUGUAUGCAUGCAUGUAUGUAUGCAUAUAUGUAUUUAUCUAUCUCCAUUCACAUUUAUCUAACUCCGUUCACAUCUAUCUAUCUAUCUAUCUAUCUAUCUAUCUAUCUAUCUAUCUAUCUAUCUAUCUAUCUCAGUGUAUUUACAUGUAUGUACGUAUCUAUUUAUUUAGCUCAGUUUAUAUCUAUCUAUCUAUCUAUCUAUCUAUCUAUCUAUCUAUCUAUCUCAGUGUAUUUACAUGUAUGUAUGUAUGUAUCUAUCUGAAGUCUGUUCAGAUCUCUCUCUCUAUAUAUAUAUCUAAUGCUGUCUUCCUUUUUCGUUCUUUCUUUGUGCCUCCUGUUAUCCAUCCCAUGUCUCUGCUCCUCCCCUGUUUUUAA
Messenger RNA from Acanthosepion pharaonis, 525 nucleotides. Lineage: Eukaryota; Metazoa; Mollusca; Cephalopoda; Sepiida; Sepiidae. The record is from the annotation of a GenBank genome assembly.